AUGCCACCGCGAAAGUCCACGUCUUCCGUGACGCCCGCAGACCCGGACGAAUCGCUCCAACUGUCGCCGCAGGCUCAGACACAAUUCGACAAGCCCAUCACUGCGACAGAGCAGCAGCUGAAGGCGCGGGCCGAGGCGGGCGUCAGCGUAGAGGACUACCUGCUCCCCCGCUCUUUAACGCUUAGACUCGCCAAAGCCGUUCUUCCUCCCAACACUACAAUCCAGAAGGAUGCUCUGCUGGCUAUCCAAAAGGCAGCGACUGUCUUCGUCUCAUACCUUUCAUCACAUGCCAACGAAUCAACCCUAAAACGAACCGUCGCACCAGCCGACGUCUUUGCCGCACUCACAGAACUCGAAUUCGACUCCUUCCGCACCCGCAUCGAAGCGGAACUCGAAGCCCACACGGAAAUCAAGGCUGGCAAGCGCAAGUCCAAGAAAUCUGACGUGAAUGGUUCUGCCCCUGCGACUGGUGACGGCGCAGAUGAUUCGGUCGUUCGCGAUGAGGACGAUGACGUCGAGAUGGUGGAUAACCCUGCAAAGCGCGUGAAGAGAGACUCUACUGGUGCGCCUGCGGAUGAGGGCGAGGCUGAUGGGGAUGAGACGCAGGAGGAGGAAGUUGAGGAUGAAGCGGAGGAGGAAGAGGAAGAGGAGGAGGAAGAAGAGGAACCCGAGGCGGAUGAGCGGGAAAAGGACGAGGAUAUUGAUCGCGUUGAGGACCUGGAUGAGUCGCGUCGGCCUAUGGAUCCUGAUGCUGAGGACUCGGAGGACGAUGAUGGGCCGGCUAGUCAGUUGCGGGACAAUAUGGGAUUGGGCUAG
This is a messenger RNA of Penicillium argentinense, 816 nucleotides long. RefSeq lists its product as uncharacterized. The transcript is spliced from 3 exons. The record is from RefSeq and is a predicted model, not a curated record. Gene Ontology annotation, biological process: DNA damage response; leading strand elongation; heterochromatin formation. Bases 1 to 816 code for a protein of 271 amino acids. Lineage: Eukaryota; Fungi; Ascomycota; Eurotiomycetes; Eurotiales; Aspergillaceae. Gene Ontology annotation, molecular function: chromatin DNA binding; protein heterodimerization activity. Gene Ontology annotation, cellular component: CHRAC; epsilon DNA polymerase complex.